AUGACCCGAAGUCACCCCCAAGGGUACUGUUUCCGGGCGGGCACAGAGGGUGGCAAGAGCAAGUGGCACAUCUACCUGCCGCCCGGCGUAUGGUGCAGCUCUGCCGCCGAGUGUGUCGCCAGGAGCAAGACGUCUCGCGGGAGCAGCAAGUUCUCCCCUGACAAGCUCACCAAGAAGCGGCGCAUUUUCCCGUCCUUCACAUGCAUGUUCAGCAGCAGCAGCAGGAUCAACCCGCCCUUCCACAACUGGAACACCGUCCGCCUCAUCUACUGCGAUGGGGGUGGCUACCAGGGCACAGCGGGCAGGCUGGAGGUUGGCAACGGCACUGUGCUUUACUUGGAUGGGUGGAAUAUUGUCCAAGCGGUGAUGGAGGAUCUCAAGUCCAAGCACAUUAUCCAAUCAGCGACGCACGUCCUCCUCUCGGGCACCUCAGCGGGCGGCCAGGCAGUCCUCUUUCUUUGCGAUCGCAUCGCUGCUGCCUUCCCCGAGGCCGCAACCAAGUGCGUGUGCGACUCGGGCUUCUUCAUUGCAGUUGUGAGUGGCCUUCCCCCAGGCAACACUGCAACGAACCCCCUUUGUCGCUCUCACCAUUGCCACUCUCACACCCUCCUUCCCUCCUACCGAAAAGGGGGGAUACACAUGGCUCGACCCUACUCCAAGGACUGGAAAGAGGGCAACACAUGGCGUGACACGAUCAAGAGCACGGCUGCUCUUGAAGCAUCUCAUGAGCGCUCUCACACCCUCCUUGAGCAUUGA
Messenger RNA from Closterium sp. Naga37s-1, 756 nucleotides. NCBI's taxonomy places the organism in Eukaryota, Viridiplantae, Streptophyta, Zygnematophyceae, Desmidiales, Closteriaceae. The record is from the annotation of a GenBank genome assembly.